AUGGUAAAGCCUGGUUUUGCUGAGGCUGUAACAUGCGUGUGGUGGGACAUAAACAGGUGCCCGGGUCCCUCUAACGCUGAUGUUCGUUUCAUCGGUCCGUGUAUAAAAACAAAGUUGGAGAAAGAAGGGUACUUUGGUCCUCUCACUAUCAAUGCCGUUGGGAUACUAACAGAAGUCCCUCAUGAUCUCCUGAGACAAGUCAAUGCCAGUGGAAUCUCUCUUCAUCACAUCCCCACAGAUAUCGACGGCCUUGCGAGCGAUUUGUUUAAGUGGACCUGGUCUAAUCCCUCUCCGGCUAAUUUAGUCCUCUUAACUAAUGAGCCAAUCUUCUAUGAAACUGAAAACACGUUAUUCAGGAUGGGUUACAACGUUGAUAGGUGUUUUCUCGGUAGAUGCUUAAUGUAUAGUGUGGAGUGUGCAGUACUCGGCUGGAAAGAAUGGAUGGCAAGAGAGCAGGAUUCAGAGGUAGUUGAGGUUGAGAAGUGGAGGGAAGAAGGUGAAGCUGACUUGCAUUGCUCAACAUGCAGCCUUGAUAUCCAAAGCUUUGAGAGUUUUAUGACGCAUCUCAACAGUAAAGAACAUACACUUGAAGAGUUGGAAUAUUACCCUCGGGGUGUUGCGGCUGCCCGUAGACAUGGCACUGAGGAGAAUGUUACUGCCAUCCAAACAACACUAAAACGUUUUAGAGAAAGAAGAGAUGGAGAACAGAGAUUUAAAUACUUCCAAAAAAAAUUGAAUCUAUACUAUUAA
Messenger RNA from Eruca vesicaria subsp. sativa (arugula), 750 nucleotides. NCBI's taxonomy places the organism in Eukaryota, Viridiplantae, Streptophyta, Magnoliopsida, Brassicales, Brassicaceae. The record is from the annotation of a GenBank genome assembly.